Sclerotinia trifoliorum is the source of this 4371-nucleotide messenger RNA. The record is from the annotation of a GenBank genome assembly. NCBI's taxonomy places the organism in Eukaryota, Fungi, Ascomycota, Leotiomycetes, Helotiales, Sclerotiniaceae.
AUCCGUGUUUACACUCAUUUGUUCAAAACUACCUAGGUAUUGCUCCUAAGAUCUUAGAAUAUUCAUUUAAUUUGGUAUCAUUUAAUUCCUCCUCAUACAUAAACCGUCGGCUCCAAUAAUCUAAUACACCCCGUCACAUUUGUUCGAGGCAGCACGUUCAAUCCAGAACUGGGUAAAUACGGCAUCGCGAACUUGGAACGAACUACUGGAUUUCCGAAAUUACAUGGGGCAGUACUUAGACCACUUCGCAGGACGAUAACAAUUUCCAGUCAAGCAGGAGAGUUUUCUCUCCUCAUAGCUACUUUUCCGACGAUUCAUUCAAGAUGGGUUUCUUGGGUGUUUAUACCGCAGCAUACGAUUAUGUGCCGGCAGGUGAGGGUGAGCUCACUAUUAAAGAAGGGGACAUUCUCUACGUACUAGAGAAGAGCACGGAAGACGACUGGUGGAGAGCAAAGAAGAAGGCUUCUGCGGAAGAUGAGGAUGAACCUGUGGGAUUGAUCCCGAAUAAUUACAUCCAGGAGGUAUGCAUAUUCUAAUUUCAUUUGGGGAUUGUGACAAUGUCAUCUACGGACUGACAUACCCUUUCACAUAACAAUAUGCACAUACUUGCUAUGUCCGAGAUGGCAUGGCAUAUAUUAACUUCUGUUUACAGUCAGCACCAUCUGGCAAAGCUCGCGCUCUCUACGAUUACACAAGACAGACGGAUGAGGAGCUGUCAUUCACAGAAGAUGCACAACUCGAGGUCUUUGAUACAUCGGAUCCGGAUUGGAUAUUAGUGGGCUUUGAGGGAGAGUAUGGUUUCGUACCUGCGAAUUAUAUCGAGUUGUCCGAGGAAGAACAGCCCAAGGAAGCACCUGCUCCAAGUCUUCCAAGUCGGCCAAGACCAGCACCAGUUCCAGUAGAAGAAGAGGCGCCAGAAGCGCCUCAGUCUCCUGUAUCGCCUCAGCCUGCCGAAUCACCGGUAGCAACUCCGGCUGCUGCGAUUGCUGGUAUAUUAAAGCAGAGGCAAGCUUCCGCUCCGGCAGCUCGAGCUCCACCAGAAUUUACACCCGAAGCCUCAGAUGAAGAGCCACCUACACCAACAUUACCCGCGAGACCCGUGUCGCAAGUGCCAUUGCCGCAGCCUAAUCGAGAGCGGGAACAAGAUCGGGAGCGAGAGCCUGCCCGCCGUUAUUCUCCGAGACUUCCUGCAUCUCCUGUUGUUACCGCGUCUCCCCCUCAUAACAGAGUAUCUUUCUCUACAAUGGGUGUAGUGAAUGAUGUAGAUGAACAUCAAGCGGCUCGCGCGCCUGGUGGAUUCCACAUGUAUAAUAUCAGCGAGAUGGUGCAUGUGAUGGGUAAAAAGAAGAAAAUGCCUACAACUCUGGGCAUCAAUAUUGCUACAGGCACAGUUCUGAUUGCUCCCGAACAAGCCCGGGAUGGACCAGAACAAACUUGGACAGCUGAAAAGAUGACGCAUUACUCGUUGGAAGGCAAGCAUGUUUUCAUGGAAUUAGUACGCCCAAGUAAAAGUAUUGAUUUCCACGCCGGAGCUAAAGACACCGCAACCGAAAUUGUUAGUGCAUUGGGAGAGCUUGCAGGUGCUGCCCGUGCCGAAGGAUUAAGAGAGGUUAUCGCCGCAGGAUCUGGCUCCGGCCAAAAGAGAGGACAAGUUCUUUAUGAUUUCGUAGCACAAGGAGACGAUGAAGUAGAUGUGAAUGUUGGAGAUGAGGUCGUUAUCAUUGAUGAUGUGAAGAGUGAGGAAUGGUGGAUGGUACGGAGGGUCAAGAAUGCAAAAGAAGGAGUUGUCCCAAGUAGUUACAUUGAAAUCAUGGGCGCAGUACAAUCAUCAAGUUCGGCUGGAAUAAACGCUGGGCGAUCGACCGUUGAACAAAACAGGCUCGAAGAAGCGCGAUUAGCAAGGGAAGCCCUAAAGACAGCGAAGAAAGACGAAGUUGAGGUAGGCCCUGGAAUGCGACUACCCGAACGGGGUAGCAGCUUAUUUGCUCGUGACAAUGGUAACCAAUCUGGGCAACAGAAGAGACGAGAAAGUGUCCGAGAAAGUGGUCAAUCAAGGUCUUCGAAAUCCAGUAAGAGAUAUUCUUCUGCAACAUAACAUGCUGAGGCUAACAUUCAUAGAACCCGAUCCCGCUAAAGUACGAACUUGGACAGACCGUUCGAAGUCAUUCAGUGUUGAGGCACAAUUCUUGGCGCUGAAAGAUGGUAAGAUAAAUCUUCAUAAGAUGAAUGGUGUGAAAAUUGCCGUCCCAGUUGUCAAGAUGUCGGUUGAAGAUCUAGAGUAUGUUGAACGGAUGACCGGUAUAUCUUUGGAUGAAGAUAAGCCUUUGUCAGACAUCAAAAAGCAGCAGAAAUCACGAGCAGCCGAGCGAGACUCGAGCAAUGGUGUAAGUUCAGGUGUGGGUGCAGGUACGAGUGCAAGGACGGGUGCAGGUGCAAGUAUCCAAACCCCUGAGUAUGAUUGGUUCCAAUUCUUUCUGUCUUGCGACGUCAAUGUGGGACUUUGUGAGAGAUAUGCGCAGGCAUUCAAGCGGGAUUCUAUGGAUGAAAGCGUUUUACCUGAUAUCGAUGCAACCGUACUACGAAAUCUUGGGAUACGCGAGGGAGAUAUCAUUAAAAUAAUAAGGUUUUUGGACAAGAAAUAUACGCGGAAAGAUGGCAAGCGGAAUGUCAGCUUUGGAGGUGAGGAUGAGGGCGAAGCUGGCCUCUUUUCUGGACCAGGUGGUGCCCUGAAGAAUAACACCAGGAAAGGUCGCCCGGCUCCUGCCGUCCAAACUAAUGAUGUGGUGGAUGCCAAUGCUUUCUCGCAAAAUGGCACUGAGAAAUCCUCACUUCAAGGAGUUGCCACGCCUCUUGCAAACGCUCCAACCCCAGCGGAAAAGGACGUCAAAAGGGAAGGAUUUGACGAUGAUGCAUGGGAUGUUAAGCCAUCGAAACAAGAAACCACGAGCAGUCCUCAUGCCCAACCCAUUCCUGCUCCAGCUCCUCAGCAACCUGCUAUCACGGGCUCAAUGCAAGAGCUCUCAUUAUUAUCUACACCUUUAGAGCCGGUCAAGGCACAGCCAACUGCUCAAGCAUCACCGCAGCCUCAAGCUCCACCGGCCGUUACACCUUCAAUGUUUGCGGGAAUUGGAAAUCAACAAACCGGACUUCCUCAACUACAAACCCUUCCUUCAGGACCUUUAUUUCCCGCAAACUUAGCACGCCAACGUCCUGGCCCCCCUCAAAUGACCGCAAACUCUACUCUGAUACCACCACUUCCCCCUUCGCGUCCUCUAUCAGCUCCUCAAGCUGCCAGUGCUUAUGCUCCACCUCCAUUGCAAGCUCAAGCUACUGGUUAUGGAGCCUUCCAACCUCAAAUUGCUCCUCCUGGACAAAGUCUUCAUGACCUCAAUCAACAACGCAUGCAACAACAACAACAGCAGCAGCAGCAGCAGCAGAUGCAACAACAACAGUUUAUGCUACAACAGCAACAACAAACAGGCAUGAUGCAACAACCUACGGGAUUCAAUCAAUUUAAUCCAGGAGUACCUAACAACUUUCAACAAUUUCCUAUGCAGACAGGUAACCCCCAACAGCCUUUCAUGCCCAACCAAACCGGUACACCAUUCGCAAACCCCCCAGCACAACCAUUCCAACCACAACCGCUUCAAGCCCAGCCUACUGGUUUUCAGAGCGCAUUCCCUCCUGGGCAACAAUAUCCUCAACCCACUGGUGUAAAUUCAUACUUGCCUCCAGCUCUGCAACCUCAACCAACUGGCAUGAUAAAUGGAGCCAAUGGCUUCAAUCAGACUUUUACUCCACCACCAAUCCCACCUAUGCCGCAGCAGCAACAAGCCGCAUUACUCCCGCAGGCGACCGGGCCAGCACCACCAGGUAAUUUUGUGCUCUUAUCAGAAUCUCCGUGCAAGCAUUUAACUAACUCCUAUUGCAGUUCGGUUCGGAGUCAAUGGCACUAAUAAUAUUGCGCCUCAACCCACUGGGAGACGCGCGAACCUUGCACAAGCCAGUAAGAUUCCGUUUAUGCUAAGUUAUGAAUGCAAAGUGCUAAUACUAUCUAGCUCCUCAAAAUCCAUUUGGAUUUUAGGUUGACUAUAAAUGUACAUUUAAUCCUGGCUAUGAAUUAAUUUUCUCUUGUAGCAUAAGCAAAUAAGCAUGGCUAAGCAUUGAGAUGUUUAAAGUUUUUUCCACUUCACUUUUCGCAGUUCGUUUAGAUGGCCAUAUAUUUGUGGCCCAAGCAAUUUUAGGCGUACGUAGGUUAUGGACGUCCAUAGCGGUGGGUAUCAUAUGAUAUUUAAUUGAAGCAAAAUUCAUGAGGGUAUUUCUGUAUUAUGUUCAGAUUGUGAUGGUGAUGGUGAUGGUGAUGGUGAUAGU